Messenger RNA from Carassius auratus (goldfish), 5462 nucleotides. RefSeq names its product brain-specific angiogenesis inhibitor 1-associated protein 2-like. Bases 210 to 1799 code for a protein of 529 amino acids. Gene Ontology annotation, cellular component: cytosol; nucleoplasm. The record is from RefSeq and is a predicted model, not a curated record. Gene Ontology annotation, biological process: plasma membrane organization; actin filament bundle assembly; actin crosslink formation. The transcript has 15 exons. Gene Ontology annotation, molecular function: protein binding; cytoskeletal adaptor activity. Lineage: Eukaryota; Metazoa; Chordata; Actinopteri; Cypriniformes; Cyprinidae.
UCCAGUGACGAGGAUAAGCGCGUGCGGUGGAUUCCCUCCACUCCGGCGGCUGCGCGUGGGCAUCAGUGGGAUAGUUCCAUAUAAAGGCUCCCGCAUCCUCCUCUGCCUCUGACACUCUCUGUUUGAAUGAUACGGUGUCCUCUCCUCCUCUCCUCAUCCUGUGUUUUCUCGGACACAUUUUCCUGCAGUAGAAAUUCAAAUUCUCGUCUAUGGUUCUGACUCAAGCUUCCAAAAUGUCCCGGACCGAAGAGGUGCACCGUAUAACGGAGAACGUAUAUAAGUCCAUCAUGGAGCAGUUCAACCCUUGCUUAAGGAACUUUGUUGCCAUGGGGAAGACUUACGAGAAGGCCCUCUCCAGUGUGACAUUUGCAGCAAAAGGCUACUUCGACGCACUGGUGCGGAUGGGAGAAAUGGCCAGCGAGAGUCACGGCUCUAAGGAUCUUGAAGAGGCAGCAUGGGAUGUGCUUUUUCAGAUGGCGGAGGUUCACAGACAGAUCCAGAUGCAGCUGGAGGACAUGCUGAAAUCAUUCCACAAUGAACUACUCACAGAACUGGAGAAAAAAGUGGAAUUGGAUGUUCGCUACUUAAAUGCAGCUCUGAAGAAAUACCAGAUGGAACACAGAAGCAAAGGAGAGAGUCUGGAGAAGUGCCAGGCCGAGCUGAAGAAACUGCGCAGGAAGAGUCAGGGCAGCAAGAACCCCUCCAAAUAUGGAGACAAGGAGAUGCAGUACGUCGAGACCAUCACCAGCAAACAAAAUGAGCUGGAUAAAUACAUCUCUGAGAGCUACAAGAAUGCCCUGUCUGAAGAGAGACGGAGGUAUUGCUUCCUUGUUGACCGUCAGUGUGCAGCGGCCAAAACUAGCAACGCCUACUACACCAAGGGCAGAGACUUGCUGACGCAAAAGAUACCAUUGUGGCAACAAGCAUGUGCCGACCCAAAUAAACUCCCAGAGCGGGCGAUGCUUCUGGCUCAGCAAAUGGGCUCAGGAGUGACGGGGACGCUGGGUCCCAGUGUCCACCACACCUCUAAGUCUAACCUGACCAUCUCAGACCCCAUCCCUGGGGCCAAACCACUUCCUGUGCCCCCUGAGCUUGCAGUACUCAUGGGAAACCAACAGAUGAGGAUGAUGGGAGCAGGUAGUGUUCCAAUGGUGAAUGGCUCAGGGGUCCAUGGGGCUGAAGACUACCAACGCUGGAUGGAGACCAGAGCCGCACAUGAGAAACCAGCCCACAGACACGGUGGAGAGACCUUCUCCAACACCCUGCCUGUCCGCAAGGUUGCGCCUGUAAAGCCCAAGAACACUCUGGCAGAGACACAAACCCUGCCCAGGUCAAGCUCAAUGGCAGCUGGGCUGGAGAGAAAUGGACGGACACGCGUUCAGGCCCUCUUCUCUCAUGCCGCCGGGGACAACAGCACACUCCUCAGCUUUACGGAAGGAGACAUCAUCACACUGUUGGUGCCUGAAGCCCGAGACGGCUGGCACUAUGGCGAAAACGAGAAAAACAGAAUGAGAGGCUGGUUCCCGUUCUCCUAUACCCGCAUGAUUCCUGAACCAGACAGCAGUAAACUCCACGUUAGUUUGCAGCACACCAGGAGCAGCAGCACAGGAAAUCUUCUGGAGAGAGACAUGAUGUUGCCAACACCUGAUUACGGCAUGCCUACACGCUUCUUCACCCAGCAGCAGAGCACAGCACACAGCCGACAGAGACCAUACAGCAUGGCAAUGCCAGGAUUCUCACAACAAGGUUUGGAGGAGUACCAGUCUCGGUUCCUAACGAGCCGGAGCAGACGAACAUAGCUGAUGUUUCUGAAGGUCUAGCCAAAACAUAAGGUGGACGGGUGACCAAGCGGCACCUAAACCCAUGUUGAACAAGGAGAAACCUCUGAUUGUUUAAAUGGGUUUCAUAAGCCUCGCAAUAGAGUCAGUCAUUUAUGGUCUUUUCCCAUAGAUGAGACAUAUCUACUCUCUCAAAAAUGCUGUAGCAUUCUUUAUCAAUUUGAACGAACUUCUUUCUUUUUCUGUUGUAUGGUACAAAGCACCUUGUGUGACAUUUCUUUAGACAAUAAAUGAAUAAAAUAAGUCAAUAAACAAAAACCUUUCUAGGGCAUCUAUGGGGAAGAAGACCAUUCCCAGCUUUUAUUCCUGCUAAUGCUAAUGCUAAUUCCUUAGCAUCACACAAUUCAAAGGAGGUAUAGAUCAAAUAUUUUAAAUAAUUUAUUUUUCCAUUUAAGUUUCCAUUCCAUUCUUGCUUUUGCUGUCCAUGUGUGUCUGUCUUAUUUAGUGGCAUUUGUUCCAACUUUUUUUUCAGUAGUGAAAGUCUCAUGAGAAGCAGUUUUUCACAUGCAACCCCCAAUAUUUUAAAUCUGUAGUUCACUUUACAUCUUGCUGUACACACCAUUUAGAUUUGACCCCAUGAUGCAUUUGAAAAAAUGGGCUCCAUUUUCACAAUAAAAGUGUAUGGGUCUUAAGUAAAGCAUUUUCUGAUUAGUAUACAUUCGUUUAUUACAAUUGUUUACAUUUUGCUUUUAGCAAAUGCAGCCCAUCACAUUUGUAAUGUGCAUUAAUUGAGAUUACUUUGAGCAGUAACAUUAAAGGGAUAGUUCACCAAAAAAUACAAGUUCUGUUUUACUCACCCUAAUAUCAUUAAAUGACUUCUUUCCGAAACACUUGCAGUAGUGCACAAGUCAUAUGGACUAAUUGUUAUUAUUUUAUGGUGCUUUUGCCUGACAAGCUGCAGUCCUAUAUUGGUGUUUCACAAACAAAGUCACACAUGUUUGGAACGUGUGAGUAAAUGAUGGUAAUUUUCAUUUAUAGGUGAACUAUUCCUUGAACAUCAGGGCUUUAUGCUCUCUGUGCUUUAAUGUGUCUGUGUCCAAAGCCAACCUGGCAGCAUCUCCCUCUCUUUGUUCCACAGUGCGGAGGGCAAAUUGAUUUCGACAGUGUGAGAGGAAAGACAAACACACAGACACCACCCUCCCCUCCGUCCACAUACACACUCCCCUGUCUUCCUUUAACUCUCAACAAUCCAUCCCCCUUCACUCCACCCUCAGAGGAAGAGGAUCUAGAUCCACCCUUCCCACCUUCUUGUUCCCUAAUUUUAUCCCAGUUGGAAGCAGCCUAAUGGAACCGGAAUGCUGAGUAUUCCAUGUUGACCUUCCUCAUUAUACGCUUCCAUCAUGAGGAUUUUGAAAUUAUUCAGUUAAUAUGUUGAAUUGUUCAUACAGUAUGUAUCUCUUGCCUGUCUUUCAUGCAAGUACAUGUCAGCGACGUAUAAACUAAAUGCAUAACUUUUGCCAUCCAGGGGUCCAUGUAUAGUUUACAUGAAAAUUACAAUUCUGUUGUAUUAUAUUAUUUUCUUCUACGGAACACAAAAAGGCUUAUUUAUAUUAUUAUACCUAAGCAGUUUUUUUUUCCUUACAAUGAAAGUGAAUGGUCAUCAGAAUUUUUCUGAACCAAAAUGCUUUUCUUAUUUUUUAUUCUUUUUUUUUUUUUUGGAGUUAAACAUUAACUGGUCCCCAUCCACUUUCAUUUUAGGGAAGAUAGCAGCUCAGGAAUCAAAAUGUAUUUAUUUAUUUUCUGUAGAAGAAGGAAAAGUUGUAUAGGUUUGGAACAACACGAGGGCCAGUAAAUUAAUUUUUUUAUUGAACAAAAAAAUCUUAAUUUAGUAAUAUGUUUAAUUGUAUUGUUUGUAACAAUACCCGUGGGUUUAUCAAAGUAUAAACGACAGCUGAGAAGUAAAAACAAGAAAAAUAUUUACUUUUUUUAAUCAUUCCUUUGAAUUUUAUUUAACUAAUUAUCAGUAACUUUCAGUGUUUUUCUAUGUCAUUGCAAAGGGACUCCGUGAUCUCAUAAUAUCUCAUCUGGAGUCCGUUUAAUGAAUUAUCUAAAUGCAUCAAGUGUGCUAGAGCAAGACGGUGAAAUCUGAUGUACAGUAUAUAUUUGACCUUCCCUGUGUCUCAAGUGAAGAUUGAAUUAGAACAAAAAAUCAGUUGUUUCUGGACUUCAUAGUUCAUGCAUGAAAGAAAAGACAACUGGUACCUACAUAAUAUCCAUAUCUCAUCACCAACCACGCAUGAAGCUAUAAGCAGUGAGAAGCUGUGUGUUAAUGAUUUGACCACAGAUAAGAGGUGUAACCAUGAUCAAUCACUGUAACACAUGGCCACGGGUGACUCAUUGCUUGUAUAAAGAAAAGCAGAAAGAAAUGAACAAUAUAGUUUUAGUCUAGGCCAGUUAUGGUUGCCAAGCAACGUCUCAACUUUAUUAAUGUAGAAUAAAAUCAAUCAGAUUGUAGAAUCUGAACUAUUUCUAAAAAAAAAAUUAUUUUCUGCACUGAUGUAUGUUGCGGUUAUUAAAGUGAUGCAUCCAUAUUCACGAUGUGCUCCAGUGCCUUGUACAUAGCACAUCAUAUUUGUAAAUACUAGAACUUUAAAUUGGAUGUUGAAUUGUAUUAUGAGUAUUUCUAUUAAUUUUGACAUGGAUACAUUGCAUAUUUUGGUUCAACAAGAUCCAUGUGGAUCACUGUACAGCUUUUUGAUUCAAAACAUAUGUAAAAAAAGCAUUAACCAACUUUGAUACCAUACUUUUUUGUUUAGUAUCAACUUAAACAUUAUGUUCUAUGCUUAAUUAAGAUACACUUACACACCCCUUGUGUGAGUUUUUUUAGCCUUUUUCACAGGAGUGAAAGCUGAAAUCUUUUAGUUCCAGUUUGUUUCAUUGAAACAAAAUGCUUAUGAUUAAGCUAUAAGAAAGACCAGGUUUCUCUGAUGUGAUCGAAACACCACGUUGCUUGUCUGCUCUAGUAAUUGUUUAAAGGUGCACUGCUUUAGAUCUUCUCUGUAUUGUACUCCAAAAGUCGAUUUAUUGUUGUACAUGAAGGUGAUGCACAAUUAAAUAAAAGCACCUUCAUUAUUGCCACAGAGUAUGCGUGAAGACGUCCAGAUUGUACACUCACUUUAAUUUUUCUCAUGCUUUCCGUCACUAAAGAUCCUGCCAGGUUCUUAAUGUCUGUCUCUCCUCCUACUAUAGUUUUUUAAUUAUUAUUUUUUUUCACUUUUGCUCUCUGUUUGUUAUUUUCUAUGUGUAACUAAACCAACGUCUUGCUAUAGCUCUGCCAACACUCUCCAUCUCUGUUUUGAUGAAUUUAGAGACAAAAGCAGUAAGGUGUCACGGACUGGAAGCCAGUGCCAGUGUUUCUUCUUUCUGCACUAGAGUAAAGGCCAUGGUACAGCCGCCACACUCAGAGAGAGCUCCACCUCUGUCAUGAUCUUUAUAUAUGACCUUUUCUUCUGGAAUGGCCACUUUGUGGAUCUAAAAAGCAGAGAAAGUACAAUAGUUGUACAGUAAAGUAUAUCAACUUCAAAGUGCAUGUAUUUUGGGCGACACCAGAACAGUGUAAUGUUGCUAAAUGACCAUGUGACUUUUUACUCUUGAAACCAUGAAUAAACUUUUCUUCAGAUUAAA